GGGAAAUUUCAAUUUUUGACCCUAAUAAUACAACCUAUAUCAAAAUUUAUACCCCUUUAUAAUUUGUACAAAUUUAUUCCUAUAAUUUUAAAAGUUUCCUAAAAUACCCCCUAAAUUAAAAAUUCCCUCUCUCAGACGUUCCCUCUCUCUUUCUGACGCUCCCUCUCUCUCUCGCUCUUCACGAUCACGAACCCCCCCCACAUUUCCCUCUCUCAGACGUUCCCUCUCUCUCUCAUUCUCUCUGUUUUCCUCACGAGCACGAACCACAACCCACAAGCCCUCACGAACCCACAACCCGCUCCCACACUCACGAACCCACAAACCAGACUUCCCCUCUCUCUCUCUCUCUCUCUCUGUUCUCCUCACGAGCACGAACCCACAACCCCUCACGAACCACGACGAGGACGAUCCAGGACCACGACGACGACGAAGCACUGAACUUCACUGAAGUGAACCAUUGAACCACGAAAAGGUAAGUUUUUUUCUGUUUAAAUUUUAGAAAUUUCAAUGCGAAUUUGUGUAUGUGCUUCAGAUUUUGUGUGUUUUAGAUUGUAUAUGCGAAUUUAGAUGUCAAUAGUUGCAUGUUGUAUGUGUUGGAUAUGUUUCAAUGGUGUUUUCUGUGUUUUUACUUAGUUGUCGAUGAAAUGUCGAUAGGAUGUCGAUAUGUGUAGGUAUCUGGUGCUUGAACAUUGUUGUCGACAGGUUAUCGACGUAAUGUCGACUACUUGUCGAUGGUUUUACCAUUGUUUUGAUGUUGUGUAGUUUUGCCCUAGAAUGUCGACAAUUUGUCGACUGUAUGUCGAUAGUUUUGUCGAUAAUAAGUUGCAGUUCAUUCUUUUGCAAGUUUACUGUUAGGAUGUCGACAAUUUGUCAACUGUAUGUCGACAGUUUGUCGAUUAUAAGUCCCAGUUCAUUUUGUUGGUAUAAUGUCGACGAUUUGUCGACUGUAUGUCGAUAACUUGUCGAUGUUGGUAGUUUGUCAAUGCUCUUAUGGUAAUGUCGAUAGAAUGUCGAUUGUAUGUCGACUGUUUAUCGACCAGUUAUGAAUGUUUGUUAAUGUCGACAGAAUGUCGACAUGAUGUCGAUGUUAUGUCGACAUUUCUUAACUUUUUUGACAUUUAAAUUUGUUUGGUUUUUGUUUUUUCAGAUGGCUCCCAGACUCAUUAUUCCAGCACCCGAGCAUUUCACUGGCCGCGUCACAUAUAGGGGCACUGGAAUUUUUGCCAAAAUUAAAGCUCGGUUUGAGGAGUUCAACCUUAACAACACGGCGAAGGAAAGCCGUUUCGGGAGCUUCUGGAAUGCCGUACCACUGACAUUCUCCUCGGUGUUAUUUCACUGUACCGAUGCUCCACAAAAUGAAAGUGGAUGCUCAGGAGGAGUUGAGGAUGAGGUUUUAUGUUGGUCGGAAGGAGGUCCGAUUCGGGGUGCUGGAGUUUGCACUCAUUACGGGUUUGGACUUCUCCUCGGGGCCAACAGAAGAGGAGAAGGCUGCGCAGGUCGCGCGCUCGGGGUCAGACCGACUGAUCAACAAAUAUUUCAACCGGUCUGAUAGUGUGAAGACAGAAGCACUCCAACUUCAGUUCACAAACUGCCAGAACCCGGAAGACUUGUACAAGCUCGGCUUGUGCUUGUUUGUGGAGUCAGUGCUUCUGGGCCGCGAGGCCAACGCGCUGAUCACGCCUCACAUCAUUAGAUAUGUGGAAGACCUCGAGUUCUUCUUCCGGAUUCCUUGGGGGAAGCACUCAUUCGCCAGACUCAUGCACUCGCUUCAGAAAGACAUGUUGAAACAGAAGGCCAACUACGAGAAGAAGCUGAGUUCGGAUGUUCAGCACGAGUGCAAAUACACAGCAUAUGGCUUCGCACCUGCAGUCCAAUAUUGGGCGUACGAGGCCAUUUUGGAGGUUGGCAAGAGGUAUGGCACGAACCACGGGAUUCGGUUCCCCAGGAUGCUUAGCUGGACGAGCAAAGGCGAUAUUGGGAAGAAAGACGUCAGCGCAUUAUUUUCUAGACGGAAUCUGGAAGUGGUGAAGGGGCUCCUUCCACGGACAGAGGAGGAGGCAUUUGUGAGGACAAUUUCUUACGAUGGUGUGGAGAACCUGGUUGAUGAUGCUGUGGAUGACACAGAGGCUGAGGCAGGUAGUCAGGUACCAGAGACUCAGGUCCCAGACACUCAGGAAAGAGACACUCAGGCCACUGGUUCAGAACCUCAGCCCAGUGCACCAUCUUCAUCAGGCGUUCGGGGUGCCGAGUACACUGAUUUAGUGGCUCGGUUGGAUAGGAUCGAGGCUGACACUCAGGGUCUGUAUGCUGCUCAGGCCGAGCUGAAGAAGGCAUACGAGACCAGCCAUGUAGAGCUGAAGGGUGGUCAGAACGUAAUUAUGGAGCAGCUCAGACACAUAUUGGCCAUGUUGAAUCGUCCGCCAACGACAGCUUCAGCACCGGAGGCCCCAAAGAGAUCCAUCUACCCCACCACCAGCUGCUUCACCCCCAGUAGAAGAGGAUGAGGUC
Cannabis sativa is the source of this 2508-nucleotide messenger RNA. RefSeq lists its product as uncharacterized. The record is from RefSeq and is a predicted model, not a curated record. The coding region runs from base 1344 to 2504 and encodes 386 amino acids. The transcript is spliced from 3 exons. NCBI's taxonomy places the organism in Eukaryota, Viridiplantae, Streptophyta, Magnoliopsida, Rosales, Cannabaceae.